GACACUUUGCCACCCUCCUUCCGUCGUCCAGAUCGAUGACAUUCAGAAUUCUGCAGCGACGGACGGUCGGACGGACGGACGGACGGGAGGUUCUGUUCGACUGCGAUUUGAAUUCUGAUCGGGCGCGUCUGGUCAUCGUCAUCAUCUUGGAAACAAUGCUUGCAGCAGGGGAACGGGGAGGGUGGAACGUUGGCGACAUUCGAUUAUUGUAAUCUUUCUCGAAUCGAAUUUGAGUUCGUCCCGCUUCUUCGAGUCCCCGAGCGCGAGUGAGGAGCGGCGGGCAGGGCAGGGGAGUGUAUACGUAUUCCGAGGAUUGCACUGACCGACGAUCAUUCAGCCUCCUCCUCCUUCUGCUGCUGCCGCCGCUGCGGAUUGAUCGAUCGAUCGAGAGACAGACAGACUUGAAGCUGGUUGAUAGAGCGAACGGUUCGACAGAUGUUUGAUUUCAGUCUCGUGGUACUAUCCAAGGUUCUGAAGGAAUCCAUUGUCUGCAAAGACUGGAGGAUUUUUGUUCUGAUCAGCUUUCUGAUCGUCAUUGCCGGCGAGUGAGCCAGUGAGUGAGUGAUCAUCGACGCCGGGUCGCCUGAUGAGUUUUGAGCGGGGCGGGAUAGCCGGAGGAGGAAAGAUUUUUCAUCAUAGGUGGAAUUGUUUGCAAGGAGUGCGAGUGCAUAGAUGACGUGCUUCCACCCAUGCACACGGCAAGACGAGAUGUCGUAGGCGUCAAUUUGAGUCACCAAUUCGAGAGAACUUCGCUUGGGAUGAGUUCUGACCAGGGCUCUGUUGGAAGACAACCGGAAGGCAGUGAGACCACUGCCAGCAGUCAACAGGGUGUAAGUAAAGAGGACGAAGAUGAUUCUGCAGCUGAGGUCGGAGGGAGCUUCGUGACUCUUAGUGGCGAGCCCCAUCCUGAGGCUCCUGCUGAUUCUUCCGAGGGAGCUGCUUUGUUGAGCCCGGGUUUCCGAUCGGUUGCUGCUAUGGCAGGGUGGGAUGACGAGGCCUUAAUGAUGGCUGCGCUCAACCAGAGCCCAGCAGUUGCUACGGGUCCCCAAAAUGUCGAUGAAUGUGAACCACCCUGUGCAGUCCCUGAUAGUCCAGUCUGUCGUGAUCGAAAGCGAGACAAACGUACCCCCUUGAGUUCUGCCAGAAGGCACAGAAGGGUUCGCUGGCAUGGUAACAACGGAAGUCCGUUAGUACGAGUUCCCAUGAAAGCUCUCCCACUUCUCUCGGAUAGUGACAAGGGCAGUAACAAUGUUGAGGAAGAAAAUUGUCACUGCUCGUCCUCAGCGAAACGAGACAAAGAGAACAUGGUUCCUGGCACGUCCAUGGGGAGAAAGAACUCAGAGUCAAAAGGAAAGCUCAAGGAGAAAACUCCAAUGAAAGAGAAAACUCCAACGAAGCCGCCCUACAUGGAUCAGCUGCGAGAAGAGUUGUCUUGUGCUGUUUGCCUAGACAUUUGUUUCGAGCCUUCGACGAUAUCUUGUGGUCACAGCUUCUGUGGAACAUGCUUGCAAUCUGUACUGAAGAUGUGUGGACCAAAAUGUCCAAAAUGCCGUCAGCCUUUACGGAGCGAGACUUUGAGGAGCUGUCGCAUCAACACAGUACUUUGGAACACCAUCCAAAUUCUUUUUCCCCAAGAAUGUGCGGCGAGACAGACAGAUAAGCAAACGCAGCAAGAUCAGGAGGAGGAAGCCGGUUUAGUCGCCAAGAAUGGCAACGGCAGUCUCGGUGUUAGGCCAUCAAGAUUGCAGCCGUGGCGUAGCUCAAGUUCGGCGUUUUCGUCAACCGUGAACAGAAUUAGCGUGAUGGGAACUUUGAGGAGCUCUUUUCAGGCAGCUGCUCAGUUCAUAGGUGACGAUAGGGAAAUAGGAUCAACAAGGCGUGGCGACGACGAAGUGAGACACGUAAGCACCUCAAGUGGCCCUGUCUCUCAACAGGAGAUCGCAUCCCAGAGAAGCCAAAGUAGAAGUGGGAGGAUCAGGCGAGCCAGGCAGGAACAGGUUGAUGCAGCUUUAGCUGCUAGAUUACAGCAAGCAGAGCUCAUGAUGGGUUCUCGUGUGGAGGAGGCUCCCCUUGAAGAGCCAAGACAAGCUGCAUAUACCAGAAGUUGGAACCAUAAUCGGCCAAGAUAUGGCGGCACUGUGGCUUUGGCUGCUGCUAACCUUCGGACUGUUGCAUCUAGAGCUACGCGACAUCGGACUAGACCACAAUCUUGAUCUCGAUUAAGAAAGAAAAUCAGGACUGGAUUAUUCUGAAGAUCUAUCGCUUCUUGCAGCAGGUGCGAACAUACUUUAGUAAAUUACAUACAUUUUGAGAGGCGGAUGGGGAGGACAAAUCUAAGAUGAGGACUAGACCCGAGUAAAGGAGAAGAUUCGACGGCUUUGUUCGCAAAAGUGAACAGCGUCGAGCUCUCGAAGUAUGAUGUGCUUGACUCGGCAUCAGGUGUAAAGCUCACUACACCGACAACCCUGUAAUUACAGCAGGCUGGGACCCAUCGUUUUGUAACCUUCGUUGGAACUGAUCCACUCAGCGAAUAGUAACGAAAUUACGUACGCACAUUGCAGGCUCCCUGGCAUGACAUCCCUCUUUGCUAUCUAAGCUACCACUAGGUGAGAAAUUUAUGUGUCAAAAGUGAAUUUCCCUUAGUAUCGCUCUAAACUCUAGAAUGUUGGCCUCAGAGAGCUGUGUCUUAUGGAAUCCAGGAGUUCUGUCGACGUAGAAAUGUAGGUAAUGUCGAAUUCGUAGCGAAAGCAGUCAUAGGUAUGCCUGCUCCUUUUCCAGAUAUGGUGGCAAAAGGUCUGAUAGAACAGGUAGCCAUGAUGUGUAAUGGAAAAGGAAUUGUAAACGAGAAGCAUAUGAUUUCCAAAAUGUACCAGUUCUCCUGUAUCAUAGUUUUUGGAUAAAUAAUUCCUUGACUGCAAAAGGUGCCCACCCACAUGCUUUUAAAUUCCGUUUGAUGUCCUCUUACUAGACUAUUUUCAAAAGCUCAGGACUAGCUUAAAAGAUAUCGCUGAAACUCUGCGGUCAUAACAGUUCCUGACAAUGAACAUAUCACGGCAGCUUUUGGAACCCUACAUGUAGAUGUUCCGAUCACCUCCGGGUAAAAACCAGGUCGUGAACAAUUCACUUGCACUUGCUUUCCCUUCGUUUUCCCUUCGUUAUUUUACCGCACGUUCACAGAACUAUUCUGUCCACUUUCUGCUGAAGAGACCAGCUACUUCCCGUCAGAAGACCACCGGACCUGCACGAAGAAGAUUGAAGGUUUUUGGAUAACAAAGUAGGAGCCAGAUCAAAUGCCAUGAUUUGCACGUAGGUCCUUGGCGCCUGUA
This is a messenger RNA of Marchantia polymorpha subsp. ruderalis, 3326 nucleotides long. Lineage: Eukaryota; Viridiplantae; Streptophyta; Marchantiopsida; Marchantiales; Marchantiaceae. The record is from the annotation of a GenBank genome assembly.